CAUGCGCACUGGCUUCUGUCAACACGAACAGGAGGCGGCGAGAGGUUAAAAAAAAGAGAAGCGGCGGCAACGUCGUGGAGCCGCAUAAUAGGAGCCGUUGUUGGUCACUUCAGCAGGAGGGCGGGUUGGAGGCUUUUUUUCCCUUUGGCUAUGAUAGAGCGGUGGGCCACCGGGUCUGGCGGCUUCCAGCAUGCCGAGCCUGAACGCUCGAGCUGACUUAUGUGGAUGAUGGAUUCAUUGAUUGCUUGCCAAUAUUGAAUUAGCAUGUGCAUAUACGUGGAAUUUAUGGACAUGACAGGAUGAAACGCAACAGACAUCUGAGCAGCAGUGACAGUUCAGACAAUGAGAAUGAUCUACCCCAGACUAUUGAAAUGCAGACUCUGCAACAUGUAUGAAUGCCAGUCAAACCUGGAAUUAACACUCAAUCCCUCUGGUCAGGAGUUUUUUCCCCCCAUUUGUUCUUGGGAUGUGAGUGACAAUGGUCCUUCAACAUCAUGGUCAUCCCAUUCCAAGUAUCGAGGUGACAGGCAUGCCUCAGCAAGUGGAAAAAAGAAGCCUGCUGAGGUAUUCAGGAAGGAUCUCAUCAGUGCCAUGAAAAUUCCAGAUUCUCAUCAUGUGAACCCGGAUGAAUGCUAUCUCUUGGCUGAUCAAUGGAAACAGGAGUGGGAAAAGGGUGUACAGGUUCCAGCCAGUCCAGAAACUAUCCCAAGUCCAUCUGUCAGGGUUAUUGUAGAAAAAGUGAAGGAAACUUUAUUUACUAAACCACGGAAGUAUAUUCGAUGCUCCACCACCGAAUCCACAGAUCCUGGAUAUAUUAACAUGUUGGAACUUGCAGACAGUGUAUGCCGCUAUGACUUAGAUGAUGUGGACAUCUAUUGGUUGGAAGCAGCAAAUGAAGAACUGAGAGAAAUGGGAUGUAGUUUGAUUCCUGAAAACACUAUGGAGAGAACUAUAGAAGCACUGGAACGUCAUUGUUAUGAGAAUAUGAACCAUGCCAUAGAGACUGAGGAAGGGCUCGGGAUUGAGUAUGAUGAAGAUGUUAUCUGUGAUGUAUGUCGUUCUCCUGAUAGUGAAGAAGGCAAUGAGAUGGUCUUCUGUGACAGGUGUAACAUCUGUGUCCAUCAAGCUUGCUAUGGGAUUCUAAAAGUGCCUGAAGGUAGCUGGUUGUGUCGCACUUGUGUCCUUGGAAUUUAUCCACAGUGUCUUUUGUGUCCAAAGCAAGGUGGAGCAAUGAAAGCCACACGGGCUGGAACCAAGUGGGCACAUGUUAGCUGUGCCUUGUGGAUACCUGAGGUCAGUAUUGCCUGCCCAGAAAGAAUGGAACCAAUCACAAAGGUGUCUCACAUUCCACCAAGCCGAUGGUCAUUAGUCUGUAGCCUCUGCAAAUUGAAGACCGGCGCUUGCAUUCAGUGCUCAGUGAAGAGCUGCAUCACAGCCUUUCACGUAACUUGUGCUUUUGAACACAGUCUGGAGAUGAAGACUAUCCUGGAUGACGGUGAUGAGGUGAAGUUCAAGUCCUACUGCCUCAAACAUAGUAAAAACAGGCAGAAUCAAGAAGGUGACUGUGAGCAAAGUGCAAAGAUCAGUGAGCAAAAGCAGAAGCAGACUGAAACAGAGAAGAAAGGCCUGCGUGCACAGAAACUUCAGGAGCUAGAGGAAGAAUUUUAUACCUUAGUGAGGGUUGCUGAUGUAGCUGGUGAACUGCAUUUCUCUGAGCAGGUGGUGGAAUAUAUUUUUGAGUAUUGGAAACUGAAAAGGAAAAGCAACUUCAGUAAACCAUUACUACCUCCAAAGGAAGAUGAAGAAAAUUGCUUGGGCCAGCAAAAGGAAGACCGAAUCCAUUCCAGAAUGAAGAUGUUCAUGCAUCUACGGCAAGACUUAGAAAGGGUGAGGAAUCUUUGUUACAUGGUUAGCAGAAGAGAGAAACUGAAAUUGUCACAGAGUAAAGUGCAAGAACAACUUUUCAAUUUGCAUAUUCAAGUCCUGAAUCAGCACACUGCUGCAGGGAUGCCUUUGCCAUUCCCACGGGAAGGACUAAUGUUCCAUGAUCCUCCAAGAAUCACGAUAAAGCUGAAAGCAACUCCAAAACCUUCACGAAGUGUCAACAGUAGUUCUGCCACUGCUGUCAAUGGUCCACUGUCCCUCAACAUUGAAAGUAGUUUGUACAGUAAAAACAAUGUGCCAACACCACAAGGCUCCAGAACUAGUGAAAAGAAGUUACAGUCUCAUCACUGGCUUAAACACGAGGAAAGAAGUAAUGGACUAUUGCUGACAGGCAGCCACCACAGACAGGAUCUUCAGGCAGGUAGUUCUUUACUAUCUGCUGAAUGUCAUGUGGAGCAGGCAUCUGGCAAGCCAUCAGCACUUCACAUACCACUACGUGGACAAUCAGCUAAUGCCAACGGAAAGACUCGAGACAGCAAUAAUCCAGGGUUACUUAAAUCAAAUGGCUUAUCAGGCAGGUCGGGCAUUGUAAUUCAGAGAGACUGUUCCAGUCAAACCUAUGAUAAGGUGACAACUCUUACAAAUCAUUUUGCCAACCAGGGCACUUUCAGAAAAUCAAAAUUGGGAGAAUUUGGUCAGUCUUGUAAAGACAGAUUGGACAGUUUAGUGAGGACUUCAGAAGACUUCCGAAACUGUGAAAAGCCUUUACGAAGGUCAUCCGCUAAAGAUCGCCUGUGGAGCAAGCAGCUUUCUGAGCAUCAAACAACAGCAGCCUACCAGGAUAACGACGGGUAUUGUCCUGAUGUUGAGUUGAGCGACUCUGAGACGGAAGCUGACAUUAGACAAGAAAGGAACAGGCUACGGAAAAGAAACUCUGAUGAAGAAAGCCCUGGCCAAGACUAUGGGAGAGAUUCUCGGUCACAGCAGCAUAACAAGGAAAGCAGAACUAGGUUAAACAUGCUUUGCCACAUCAGUUCAGUGCAGAGGUGAUCAAUACUUGAAUCAAUGAGGAUUUUGUGCAUAUGUAAUUGAGCCAAUACUAGUCCAUUUUUUUUAAUGUUCUGUAUGGGAAGGAAGUUUUGAAAUAACUGCAAAUUGCACUCAAUGACCUGGCCCAUGAACAGAUGAAUGACAAUUGUGUUUUUCUCAAGGUUUUUAAAGAUGCAAGUUUUCUUUAAUUGAAUGCCUUAUAGUGGUCUGGGGCAUUCUAACUAACCUAUUAAGGAACCUUUUAAUUAUUUUUCCUGAUGACUGGCAUUGUUUGAUUUGCAGCAUGUUUUCAGAUGCAACAGGCUGUACUAAGAGUUUUUUUUAUAAUCUCGUGGGGGGGAGAAAAAUGAUUGUGCUAAUAUUUGCUUCCAAAAAAGUGUAAAGGUUUUCCUAAAAACUGAAAGCACUUGGCUCAGUCUUGCAAUUAUAAAUUGCAUAGGAAGUAUGUGUAUUCAUGAAAGGUUCUGCAUUACCAUCCAGUCUUUUUUUUUAAUUAUUGUGCUGUAUAAAGUCUUUUACUGCCUUUUAGACCAAUCUGAAUUCUGAUUUUUUUUUAAGUCUUAAACUGCUUUUUCUCAUUCGUCUUCUACAUCCUGGGCCUCUUCCAUUGAUGAGUUGCACUGCAAUUUCACACCCCUCUCCUCAUUCUUGUUCUGGCCAGCUCUGAAGUUGCCUAAUCUUUUUGCUAGUUACAACCAAUUACAAAUUUCAACCUUCAGUAACUUAAAAUGACAUCGUAUGUUCUCAUUAAAAUCUUCUGUCAAAGUUGAGUUUCUGUAGCUCAAUUGUCUCAGACCAACAAAGCAGUUGCAAUCAAUUGCUGCCUUGUCUAGGAAGUCUCAAAGGUGAGAGGGAGGAAGUGAAAGCAUUGAUUUCUGCCAUGGAAAGGAAGCACACAGGUUUUGUUUUAAAACACAGGAAAAGAUUUAGGGUGCCUUUGCAUUGGAGAGGAUUAUGGUAAUGCAUUACAUCUGUAUCACAUCCAACCUAAGACACAAUGGUUGUGCACAUAAUUCCUGCUGCCAUUUUUCUUGAGUUAACUACAUGGAACAUUUACCUCAAAUUUGCAGCUUUUUUCCAGUGUUGGCUCUCGGAGUCUUUAAUCUUGUGAUUUAUUAGUAUGUCCACAGCUUUUUAUGUAUUGUUCAUUACUUUUGUUUUUUUUAAACACUGCAUCAUCAAGAAUAUGUCUUACCUUACAUGCUCUUUUAAGUGUAACCAGGGAGAACAAGAUUUUCCAACACCCCAUUCUUCUGCCCUCAGUAUUUGUAUUGGACUUGUACAACCAGAAGUUCAAAGUUCACCAAAAACAGUAUAUGAUGGGAUAACACAAUAACAAAUACAUUUAAUAGUUUUAAUAUUGAUGUUAGAAAAUGCUGAUUUAGUUCUACUAUUUAAGCACUAAACUACAGUGAAUUUGCACAAGCUAUUUAAUCCAGAAGUGAUGAAUCUUUCUCCUUUUCCCCUCUCCCUCACAACCACCAUUAUCUUGUCUCCAUUACUGUGUUAGAUUGACUUUAUUUCAAUUUGGGAAGGCAAUUUAACAUCAUAUGUUCAUUCCAUAUGGUUGUUGUCUAGCUCUAGUCAUAACAUCAUAAAUUGUAGCAGGAGUGGGGCAGAUGGUUUCUUUUGGCCUGGGAGCUGUUCAGCAAGAUCAUGGCCAACCCACUACCUCAACUCCACUUUCCCACUCUACUCCCUUGAUCCCCAUCUCCUUUGGUUUCUUUAGUGUCUACAAAAUCCAUUGAUCUCAACUUGAAACAUACCCAAUGACUGAGAUCUACAGCCCUCUGGGAUUAAAAAAAAAAUUCUAACAACUUACAAUGCUCUGAUUUAAAGAAGUGCUUCCCUUUUUGCAGUCCUAAAUGGCUGACCUUAUCUUCGGAUGGUGCUUCCAUAUUCAAAGCUCUCAUCCUGAGGAAACAACCAGUUAACUUCUGCCCCAUCAGAUUCAAUGACCUUACCUCUUACUUUCCCAAACUCUAAGUGCAAGGUCUUUCUUCUUUAUCUCCUCCUUGUAUGACAAUGCCCUCAUCACAAGAAUCAGUAGUGAAUCAGCACAGCACUGCCCCAAGUUAGGUGUAUCCUCCUUCAGGGUUAGAACAAAGCUAUACAUGACCUCACCAAAGCCCUAUACCAAUUCUCAAUUUUUUUCUGUAUAUGCUUGUACUCCAACCCUCUUGUUGUUGAGGCUAGGUUGCUACUUGCUUCACUAAAUGUUCUCAGUACCUGCAUGUUUUAACUUACUAGCCCUCCCAAAUCUCUCUGUACACUAAUUAGUUUCUAACUCCUAAAUGUAUUGAUUUUUUUUCCAUUCUGACAAAAGUCAAUAACCUCAGCUUUUCAAAAUUUAUGUUCCAUCUGUUCCUAGUUUGCCCAAUCACUCAACCAGACUACAAUCUUUAGGAGAUUGAAAAGUAAGCUGUGAAGACAAUUCAAUAUUGCUUUGUACUGUCAGGAAAUUUGAAUAUAUUGCACUCUGUCUUACCAUUUUAGUCAUUAAUAUAAAUUAUAUAUAGCACUAAUCCCUGUGACACUCCACACACCUCACUGGUAAAAGUAUCAGACUUGAAAAUGACCCAUUUAUUCCUGCUGUUUUCUGUCCUUUUAAUCAAUCAUCUGCCCAUGUGAAUAUUUUACUCCCAAACCCAUGUUCCCUUUGGCAGAUUAUCAAAAUAUUUUUGAAAGUCCAGAUUAACAUUCACUGGUUGCCCUGUUGGGUAUACCCUUGUUGACUCUGCUAAAAUCAUUGACUUUCAAAGUGCCCUGCGACCACUUGCUUAAUAAUGGAUUCCACUGUUUUCCCAAUGACUUAUGCCAGUUCAACUGAUCUGUAAUUCUCUACUUUUUUUUUGAUUCCAAUAUCUAGAGAAUUUUGGAAAUUAACUAUUAAUGCCUACAUUAUGUCUGCAGCCACUUUUUAAACAUGCUGUAAUGUAGACCAUUGGGUUAGGGGUUCAGAUUUUAAUUGCCUUAAUUUCACCAGUGCUGUUUCUUUAUUUAUUAAUCUUUACUAAUGUUAAUUACAUUCAGGUCUCUGACUCUUAUUAGACCCAUGGUUCCCCACAAUUACAGUGUAUUCUUUGUGUCUUCUACUGCAAAGACUAUAUAAAAUCAGCCUUUUCCUUUUUGUCUUUUAUAAUUUCUCCCACUUUCUCUAAGGGAUCCAUAUUAAUAUUCUCUUCACUUUUAUAUACUCAAACUCUUUAAAGUCUUUUCAUAUUUCUUUAGUUUUAUCUUUCCCCAGGUGUAUAAAUCAUUGCACGGACUAAAGUGUUGUUAACACCUCCUUUAGUGUCCCUCCCCACUGGAGAUUUCCAGUUUAUUUUCAUUGCACCUGUGCACACAUGUAUUGGUGCAUAUGACAAUAAACUCGACUUUGACUUUGAAAUCCUUCAUCUUCAAUUGAUUUUCUUGCUUCAUACACCAAUCUGUUCAUUUUUAAGUUUCAUAUUCUGAGAGAAUUUUUAAGAAAAGAUUCCAGAGCUGUGAUUUGUAUGCAAAUGUCAUGGACUAAAGAAGCAGUAGUUCCUUUUAUAUAUUAGUGGGUUUUAGGUGCUCUCAGUAGCAGAAGCAGUUGUAUAAUCUUUGCUCCCCCUGCCUCUGGUGAAUAAUAUGCAUGAAACGUUUUGUGGUGCUACCAUAAUAAAUUCUGCUGCAAGUUAACACCAUAGAGCUCUUGGUGCUGUUUCUUGCCUUCAAUUGAGGCUAUUUCUUAUUUUUGAAGAGAAUUUGUCAUCCUUCUCUAAAAACGAAGGAGUACUGUAAAAUGUUAACACAAGUCAUUCUAAGUGAUUGGAGAAAUGAAAGAAAGUGGGCUGUCCUCAAUGUGUAUGGUAGUUCACGUGUUCAGAUUCGCUGUUAGUUCUCUUUAAAGUAUGAAUCUUUGUUACCUGAAUUUUGUGUUAUGUACUUCAGUUGUUUUAUAUAUUGAAAAUUCUGGAGUUUUGUCACUGACAUUUUUUUCCAGGGCAUCCUCUCUUUUACAGGUAGUUUUCUGAUUAAAAAUAGCAAAACAAUG
Messenger RNA from Pristis pectinata (smalltooth sawfish), 6955 nucleotides. It is a transcript of the gene jade3, whose product is annotated as jade family PHD finger 3. The transcript has 13 exons. Gene Ontology annotation, cellular component: histone acetyltransferase complex. Gene Ontology annotation, biological process: regulation of transcription by RNA polymerase II. The record is from RefSeq and is a predicted model, not a curated record. NCBI's taxonomy places the organism in Eukaryota, Metazoa, Chordata, Chondrichthyes, Rhinopristiformes, Pristidae. The coding region runs from base 343 to 2934 and encodes 863 amino acids.